Daucus carota subsp. sativus is the source of this 2409-nucleotide messenger RNA. Its product is annotated as O-fucosyltransferase 10. The transcript is spliced from 10 exons. NCBI's taxonomy places the organism in Eukaryota, Viridiplantae, Streptophyta, Magnoliopsida, Apiales, Apiaceae. The coding region runs from base 85 to 1791 and encodes 568 amino acids. The record is from RefSeq and is a predicted model, not a curated record.
ACGUUGUGAUUUGUGAACAAUAAUGUCACCGACAUUUUUAAUACCAGAAAAGAUCCAGAACCUCUCAUUAGUCAUUACACACCCAUGGCUUUAGACAGGCAGCAGUCUAUUACACUAACAUCCAAACUCACCUGCAAUGUCAACACCACCGAUAACAACAAUCCUUCUUUCCAUUCCCGCCGGAAAGUCCGUCGCCGCGGCAGUUUCGCCGCCGAGCUACUCCAUGGCCGGAAAAACUUACUUGGCUACCUGCUUUUCUUUUUGCUCCUCUAUCUAACUGGGCUGAUCACAUUUGUGGAUCCCAUCUCCGCUAUCUUCUAUAAGCCCUCAUCACCUGGUUCAGUCUACAAAAGUCAUGAGAUCUUUGACAAACUUUGGCCCCAGAUUCAGUCUGAUAAUUCUUCCGCUAUUCAGUUGUCUACUGUAUGGAAGUAUAAAAGAAAACUAAAGGAGCAUAAGCAUUGUCUGAAUACUUAUACCGCUCGUCGCCGUGGGCGGCGUCGCCAUCUUGGUAGGCUUGGACCUGAUUAUUACUUGAUUGUUGAUGCCAAUGGAGGCCUCAAUCAACAACGCUCGUCGAUCUGCAAUGCAGUGGCAGUUGCUGGACUAUUAGGUGCAACAUUAAUUAUUCCCCGAUUUGAGCUGCACAAUGUUUGGAAGGAUCCAAGUUUAUUUUCGGAUAUCUAUGACGAGGAUCAUUUUAUCAACAUUCUUCAGGGUCAUGUGAAUGUGGUGAGGGAGCUCCCAAAGGAUUUAAUGGAAAAGUAUGAUAACGUCAGCAAUAUGAAGUACCUAAAAGUUCCUGCUUGGGCUUCUGCCAGUUUUUACCUAGAAGAAGUUCUACCAGUCUUACAAAAGCGCAGGGUUAUCCGCAUUGCUCCAUUUGCAAAUAGAUUGGCAGUUAAUCUACCUCCACAAAUUCAAUUUCUGAGGUGCCUGGCCAAUUACGAAGCCUUAAAAUUCGUCGAUCCCAUCUUAAUGCUGGCAAGAAAGUUGGUCAAGCGUAUGACUAAAAAUAUCUUAAGCUCCGGCGGUGAAUUCAUUUCAGUCCACCUUCGGUUUGAGGAGGACAUGGUGGCCUUCUCAUGUUGUGUUUAUGAUGGUGGAGUAGCUGAAAGAAUCAGGAUGGAGUUGGUACGUGAAGAAGGAUGGGGAGAUAAGUUCAAACGAAACAAUCGUGUAAUUGAACCUGGUCUCAAUCGAAUUAAUGGGAAGUGCCCCAUGACCCCUUUGGAGGUUGGAAUGAUGCUAAGGGGUAUGGGAUUUACCAACAACACUCCAAUUUAUUUGGCCUCGGGGAAACUUUACCAGGCUGAGAAAUACUUAGCACUUCUGAGGAAGAUGUUUCCUCUUCUAGAGACGAAGGAAUCACUUACAAAACCAGAUGAGCUUGCUUCAUUUCAGGGCUUCUCUUCGAGGUUGGCUGCUCUUGAUUACAUGGUCUGCUUAUCUAGUGAAGCAUUUGUUACCACUCAAGGUGGAAACUUUCCACAUUUUCUCAUGGGUCAUCGAAGAUUUCUGUAUAAUGGCCAUGCUAAGACCAUCAAGCCGGAUAAAAUGAAGCUUGCACGUUUACUGUAUAAUACUAGUAUCAGUUGGAGCUCCUUCAAGGAUGAAAUGAAAUUAAUGCUUGCAGAAAGUGACCGCCGGAGUGUAAUGGUACCUAGAUCUGUAAAUAGCAAUAGAAGGGAUUCUCUGUACUCGAGCCCUUUUCCAGAGUGUCGAUGUGUAUGGGAAGCAUGGAAUUCAACCCUCAAAUUACCUCAUGCUGUUAAUAUGCAGGGUCAUUAACUUGACCCUUUCACGGGAAUGUUGCUCAUUCUACAUAUACUUCUACCACUUGUGCUGUCAAGACGCAUAUAAUAUACUUAACUGCAGCUAUGUAGUUUGUUCUUUGCUAAAUACUGUUGCAACUACAUGGAAGGUUGUACACACGACAAAGUCGUAAAUAUGAGGGAGAAUUUUAUCUGCUCAGCAUUAUAUAGCAUUUGGAAUGGAAAGUUCAAUUUCUCGUCCAGUUUCGAUACUCGUACGUGAAUUGCAUGUUGAAUCUCGAGGAAAACUACUUGUGGCUCUCUUAGCAUAUAUGCUAUCUAUGCAUCACCGGUGGCGCAUACAUUUAAAGCAAUAAAAGGAUUACAUGUUCCGAACUUGUGAAGCUAGCAAGCUCUUCAGCUGUCAUUCCUACAUUCAUUAUGUCUCUUCCUUGUAUACUAGUUAAUAGUUAUGAACAUCUGUUUAGGCAGGAAAUAUUUGGAAAUUUAUAAGGUUCGUCUGCUACAUUGUCGCCUCUAGGUUUUGUUGCUUAAGGACCUCUGUUUUGUAUUGUGGAAGUACCUUAGCAGCAAAUGUUGAGAACUAUCAAAGUAAAUCUUUAUGAAGCUUCAAGGCUUGUUCGCUUUGUGCUUA